AUGGAAAGUAAUGAAAAUUUUGAAUCUACCGACUUCACCGACUUCAUUGAAAAUGGUAACAAAUUUGGUGGAGGAAUUGAAUUUCGUAAAGGUGGUCCAAUUCAAUUAUUGAAGUAUGAAGAAGGAUCUAAAAAUAGAAAAUUCGGCCAAAUUCUUAUUAAUCCGGAAGCAUUAAAUAUUCUUCAAGCAAUUCGUGAGCCAAUUGCUAUCAUUUCUGUUGUUGGCUCUUUUCAUCGCGGUAAAUCUUGGUUCGCGAAUGUAUUGCAUGGGCAUCAUGACAGUUUCAAUCUUGGACCAGGAGUGGAGGGAUGUACGCGUGGAAUAUAUAUGUGGUCUCCACCCUUCAAAUUAUCAAAUGAACAAUCUGAUGGUGAAACAAUUCAGAAACGCGUUAUCAUUUUGGAUAGCGAAGGAAUUGAUGAUCCUAACCAGGAUCCAAAUUGGGCAACAAAAUUAUUUAUUUUAAGUUUAGCUAUUGCUUCAACCUUCAUAUAUAAUAUUAAUGGAAUUAUUGGUAAAGAUGACAUAGGAAAAUUGCAUUUAAUGACAGAUUUAAGUAAAUUCAUUCAAGAACCAAAGGAUGGAGAUUUUUUACCAAGAUUAGUUAUUUUAUUACGUGAUUUUAUGUUUGAAAGUUCAGAUAGUUUGAAAGAUUAUUUCUUGAAACAGAGCUAUUUUUGA
Messenger RNA from Rhizophagus irregularis DAOM 181602=DAOM 197198, 681 nucleotides. RefSeq lists its product as uncharacterized. Gene Ontology annotation, molecular function: GTP binding; GTPase activity. Lineage: Eukaryota; Fungi; Glomeromycota; Glomeromycetes; Glomerales; Glomeraceae. The record is from RefSeq and is a predicted model, not a curated record.